AUGAGUGAAGACCAUGGAGCAGAACCUCCUCCAGAAGCCUGCAAAGCAACCGGUCGUGAAAGCUCGAGCCAAGCCCGUAGUCAAGUCCAGCAGGCUAUUCAGAAAUUUGCGAAAGGCAUCACCAAGAAAAUUUCUACACGCUCCAAGCGUCCCCACAGCCUCAUUCCUGCAGGUCUGAAUGUCGACCUUCAAGAUACUCCAUCGAAUCAGAAUGUUGAGGACGUGUCACAUCCACAUCCUUCCGCCAACAAGCAUCCCGCCUCAUCUGAAAAUCCUAGUGGCUGCAUAAAUCAAGGCUCACCCAGAGAACCUAUUUCGAAGGCUGUGAGCAUUCCCUCUGGUGUAGAUGAAACUUCAGGUCCCGAAUCAGUUGGUACCGAACUUCAGGGUGCCCACGAGGCUUCAGAACAUAUGAAAACACUCGGGGGACGUGCGCAGUCUGUAGCAUCCAUCGCCAACAAUACCCUUGCAGAUCUCGCUGCCGCAGAUAAUUUCCAGACCAACUAUCUCCAACCCCUGAAGAUUUUCGACACUGCCAUUGAGAAGAUCGCAAAUGUAUGGGCUUUUCUGCUUAGCUGGUAG
Molecule: messenger RNA, 582 nt
Organism: Suillus fuscotomentosus
Lineage: Eukaryota; Fungi; Basidiomycota; Agaricomycetes; Boletales; Suillaceae
Exons: 5
Coding region: 1-582 (193 amino acids)
Source: RefSeq, a predicted model, not a curated record